GCCGCGCCCGGGCCAUGGACCUGCCCAGGGGCCUCGUGGUGGCCUGGGUGCUCAGCCUGUGGCCAGGAUUCACAGACACUUUCAACAUGGACACCAGGAGGCCCCGAGUCAUCACUGGCCCCAGGACCGCCUUCUUUGGCUACACAGUGCAUCAGCAUGACAUCAGUGGCAAGAAGUGGCUGGUCGUGGGCGCCCCACUGGACAUCAAUGGCCACCAGAAGACAGGCGAUGUCUACAAGUGCCCGGUGACCCACGGCAACUGCACCAAGCUCAACUUGGGAAGGGUCACCCUGUCCAACGUGUCUGAGAGGAAGGACAACAUGCGCCUGGGCCUGAGCCUCGCCACCAACCCCAAGGACAACAGCUUCCUGGCCUGCAGCCCCCUCUGGUCUCACGAGUGUGGGAGCUCCUACUACACAACGGGGAUGUGUUCCCGGGUCAACUCCAACUUCCGGUUCUCCAAGACCGUGGCCCCCGCUCUCCAAAGGUGCCAGACCUACAUGGACAUCAUCAUCGUCCUGGAUGGCUCCAACAGCAUCUACCCCUGGGUGGAAGUUCAACAUUUCCUCAUCAACAUCCUGAAGAAGUUCUACAUCGGGCCCGGACAGAUCCAGGUUGGCGUUGUUCAGUAUGGAGAGGACGCGGUACAUGAGUUUCACCUCAAUGACUACAGGUCUGUGAAAGACGUGGUGGAGGCCGCUAGCCAGAUUGAGCAGAGAGGAGGAACAGAGACCCGGACAGCGUUUGGCAUAGAAUUUGCUCGCUCCGAGGCUUUCCAAAAGGGAGGAAGGAAAGGGGCCAAGAAGGUGAUGAUUGUCAUCACGGACGGCGAGUCCCACGACAGCCCGGACCUGGAGAAGGUGAUCCAGCAGAGUGAGAAGGACAACGUGACCAGAUACGCAGUGGCUGUCCUGGGCUACUACAACCGCCGAGGGAUCAAUCCAGAGACUUUUCUGAAUGAAAUCAAAUACAUCGCCAGCGACCCUGAUGACAAGCAUUUCUUCAAAGUCACCGACGAGGCGGCCCUGAAGGACAUAGUCGAUGCCCUGGGGGACAGGAUCUUCAGCCUGGAAGGCACCAACAAGAAUGAAACCUCCUUCGGGCUGGAGAUGUCCCAGACAGGCUUCUCGUCACACGUGGUGGAGGACGGGAUCCUGCUGGGUGCUGUCGGUGCCUACGACUGGAACGGUGCAGUGCUGAAAGAGACCAGUGGCGGCAAAGUCAUCCCUCACCGCGAGUCCUACCUGAAGGAAUUCCCGGAAGAGCUCAAGAACCACGGGGCCUACCUGGGCUACACAGUGACAUCGGUUGUGUCCUCCAGGCAGGGGCGGGUGUACGUGGCCGGAGCACCCCGCUUCAACCACACAGGCAAAGUCAUCCUGUUCACCAUGCUCAACAACCGGAGCCUCACCAUCCACCAGGCUCUGCGGGGCGAGCAGAUAGGCUCUUACUACGGGAGUGAGAUCACCUCUGUGGACAUCGACGGCGACACUGUGACCGACGUCCUGCUGGUGGGCGCGCCCAUGUACUUCAGCGAGGGCCGGGAGAGGGGCAAGGUGUACGUCUACAGCCGGAGACAGAACCGGUUUGUUUAUAACGGAACAUUGAAGGACUCCCACAGUUACCAGAAUGCCCGAUUCGGGGCCUCCAUUGCCUCUGUCCAAGACCUCAACCAAGAUUCCUACAAUGACGUGGUAGUGGGGGCCCCUUUGGAGGACAACCACGGAGGAGUCAUCUACAUCUUCCAUGGCUUCCACACCAGGCUCCUGAAGAAGCCUAAGCAGAGAAUCUCAGCCUCCGAGCUCGCUCCUGGCCUCCAGUAUUUCGGCUGCAGCGUCCACGGGCAGCUGGACCUCAAUGAGGAUGGGCUGGUCGACCUGGCUGUGGGUGCUCUGGGCAACGCUGUGAUCUUGUGGUCCCGCCCUGUGGUGCAGAUCAAUGCCAGCCUCCACUUUGAGCCACCCAAGAUCAACAUCUUCCACAGGGACUGCAAACGCAAUGGCAGAGAUGCCACCUGCAUGGCCGCCUUCCUUUGCUUCACCCCUGUCUUCUUGGCACCGUAUUUUCAGGCGGAGACUGUCGGCCUCAGGUACAAUGCCACCAUGGAUGAGAGACGGUACACUCCACGAGCCCACCUGGACAAGGGUGGGGACCGAUACACCCACAGGACUGUCCUGCUCUCCUCUGGCCAGGAGCACUGUGAGAGGAUCAACUUUCAUGUCCUGGACACUGCUGACUACGUGAAGCCAGUGGCCUUCUCAGUAGAGUAUGCCCUGGAGGACCCUGACCAGGGUCCUGUCCUAGACGAUGGCUGGCCCACGACCCUCAGGGUCUCGGUGCCCUUCUGGAAUGGCUGCAACCAGGACGAGCACUGCGUCCCGGACCUUGUGCUGGACGCUCGGAGCGACCUGCCCACUGCUCUGGAGUACUGCCAGCGGGUGCUGGGGAAGACCCCGCAGGACUGUGCCGCCUACGCGCAGUCCUUUGACACGGCAGUCUUCAUCAUGGAGAGCGCGCGGCGCCGGGUGGCCGUGGAGGCCACGCUGGAGAACCGGGGCGAGAACGCCUACAACACACGCCUGAACAUUUCCCAGUCGGCAAACCUGCAGUUCGCCAGCUUGAUCCACAAGGAGGACUCUGACAGCAGCAUCGAGUGUGCGAAUGAGGAGCGGCGAUACCACAGGAAAACCUGUAACAUCAGCUACCCCUUCUUCAGGGCCAAGGCCAAGGUGUCCUUCCGCCUGGAUUUUGAGUUCAGCAAAUCCAUCUUCCUGAACCACCUGGAGAUCCAGCUGGCCAUGGCCAGCGACAGCGAUGAGCUCGAGAGCACCAAGGAAGACAACACAGCCCUCCUGCGCGUCCACCUCAAGUACGAGGCUGACAUCCUCUUCACCAGGAACAGCAGUCUGAGCCACUAUGAGGUCAAGCCCAACAGCUCGCUGGAAAACUAUGAUGGCAUGGGGCCUCCCUUCAACUGCGUCUUCAAGCUCCAGAACCUGGGCCUGUUCCCCAUGCACGGGGUGAUGCUGAAGAUCACCCUCCCCAUUGCCACCAGGGGCGGCAACCGCCUGCUGACGCUACGGGACUUCCUCACGGACCAGGGGAACGCGUCCUGCAACAUCUGGGGGAACAGCACCGAGUACCGACACACACCCUCCGAGGAGGACCUGAGCCACUGGCCACUGCUGAAUCACAGCAACUCUGAUGUUGUGUCCAUCAACUGCAACGUCAGACUGGCCCCGAACCAGGAUAGCAGUUUCCGCCUGCUGGGGAACCUGUGGCUGAAGUCUCUAAAAGCACUCAAGUACAAGUCUCUGAAAAUCACACUGCACGCGGCCCUGCAGCGGCAGUUCCACAGCCCCUUCAUCUUCCGCGAGGAGGGCCCCAGCCGCCAGAUCAUCUUUGAAAUCUCCAAGCUGGAAGACUCGCAGGUCCCCAUCUGGAUCAUCGUGGCCAGCUCCCUGGGGGGCUUCCUGCUCCUGGCGCUGCUGGUCCUGGCACUGUGGAAGCUCGGUUUCUUCCAAAGCGCCAAGCGCAGGAGGGAAGCCAGCCUGGACCCCAACCCCAAAGUGCUGGAGUGAGGCUCGGGAGGAGGCUGCGAGUUGAUGGGGACCAGGAAGGGGCCCAGGCAGUCGGUCGGCAGGCAGGCUCGGCCUGUGCCCCGUGGCGCUGGGGUGGAGAGGACAGACCACCAGCUGCCAGCUAGUUUUGCACCGACCUUCUCUCCUCCGGAACAGAAGCGGGCCUGCUUUAAGGGGGCCAGGGCCCCUCUAUGCAGAUCCCUAGGGAUGGUGUAGACUGAGGACCCCUGCCCAUACUUCUCCCGGGCCGCCAGGCUCUCAGGGAGGCAUCACUGCCCCACCCACUCUGGUGCUAGAGAUUGAUGGUCAGCCCCCACCUCACUAGACCCCCAGGGGAGGAAGACCAAGUACACGCCAGCUACAAGCGCCCAGCUCCACGCCCACCAGGACCCAGGGGCAGCAGGCUCUGGAUCUGGGAACCCGCCCCCUCCCCUCCACCACCACCACCACCCUGCCUGGCUCGAGUCACACCCACCCACUUCCCAGGCUCCCGGGAAUGAACCUGAGCCCAAGGCUCAUGGUGACAGCUGCUGGCCAGGGAUGCAGACAGACGCUGGGGUGCAGAGAGGGUGACAAGUGUGCUCUCCGCACAAUAGGAUUCACACUGACCGCCACCCGCAUGUCCCCAGGCAGCCCCUGCCCCGCCUGCUGGCCGCUUUCUUUGCUCCUAGGUACCUCACAGGAGGUGUGGGUGACAGCAUCUCAAGCUCCAGGCUCCACAUCCCUGUCUGCCCAAAGCUGCCCGGCUGCGACCAGGGGGCAGGAUGGAGAGCACCCCCUCCUGCACCCCCAACACACACACACUGCCUCCCACCCCUCCAGACGCCCACCUGUGCACAGGCACCGGGCUCGGCGGCACUGAUGAGGGGGUCCUCCCUGGAAUGCACUGAACUGAGCCCGUGCAGGGACCCUGAGCCUGUGCAGGCUUGGUGGCCAAGAUCAGCCAGCCAGGGGGCCAUUGGGGCACCAGCCAUGACUUCAGAGGACAAGGGCAUGCCUGGUGUCCAGCAGAGUAAUUUAUGCCUUGACCUUGUUUUGAUAGAGAAAUGAAAGGGGCACACAGCAAAAACCCCUGUUGCAUAGGGCGACCUUCACCAUCAUAAAUAUUUUUAAGAAAUAAAAAAAUUUUAAAUAAGUCUUAGAAAAUACUCUAGGGUGCUCAAUUCCAUUUCUGUGGGCAGAGCCCAAGUCCCAGAGCCCGGUCCUUGUCCUUGAAGAGGUGGCAGAGCAAGGGGCCUGUCCAUCCCCUUGAAAGGCUGCCUCUGGUGGGUAUCGCCAGGUCCCCUGGUUAGAACCCAAAUGCUCCCCUUCGUCCCUGCACGUUCCUCCCAGGCCUCCGGGGAUCUCAGCACUGACCCCCUGACCCUUUGUCUUCGGGCUUCUUUACCCCCCUUACUCACGCGCUGCUGUCCAAACACGAUGUCUCUGUUCUAUUCUUACACCAAGAAGCCGGAAGCAGAACCCUAGAAAUGACUGAGGCUUCGCAGCAGAGAGGUAAAGAGUUGGCGCCAAGUUCCAAAGUAAAAUCAAGACCAAACUCUGGCCUGCUGUCCCCCAAGCCGGACUCUGUGGAAAGAACCAAUAGACAGCAGCUCACUGUGGGUUCUUUGCUCGGUGAAGCAGAGGUCAGUGCAAACAGGGCGGGCCCUGCAUGAGGUGGCCUGACACAGUGGUUGCAGCAAUGGGCUCAGACAGAACAGUGCUUUUGAGGGUGGAGCAGUCAGGCAGCACUUGGUGCUAGUGUACGGUUGGCUGUGUCAGAAUUGACUCAAUGAUCCCGACCAACUCUUUGUGGGCACUUAUUUUUCUCAAACAGUAAAAACUCAGUUUCCUUCCUGAUGGGAGGAUCAGAAGGAAAAGCUUUCAAAUGAUAUUUCAUCAGUUAUCACCAUCAU
Messenger RNA from Echinops telfairi (small Madagascar hedgehog), 5476 nucleotides. RefSeq names its product integrin subunit alpha 11 (gene ITGA11). Lineage: Eukaryota; Metazoa; Chordata; Mammalia; Afrosoricida; Tenrecidae. The record is from RefSeq and is a predicted model, not a curated record. Gene Ontology annotation, molecular function: integrin binding. The transcript has 30 exons. Gene Ontology annotation, cellular component: integrin complex; external side of plasma membrane. The coding region runs from base 15 to 3581 and encodes 1188 amino acids. Gene Ontology annotation, biological process: cell-matrix adhesion; cell adhesion mediated by integrin; cell-cell adhesion.